Cephus cinctus (wheat stem sawfly) is the source of this 901-nucleotide messenger RNA. It is a transcript of the gene robl, whose product is annotated as dynein light chain roadblock-type 2. Gene Ontology annotation, cellular component: cytoplasm; cytoplasmic dynein complex; centrosome. Gene Ontology annotation, biological process: microtubule-based movement. Gene Ontology annotation, molecular function: dynein intermediate chain binding. The record is from RefSeq and is a predicted model, not a curated record. The transcript is spliced from 3 exons. The coding region runs from base 158 to 451 and encodes 97 amino acids. NCBI's taxonomy places the organism in Eukaryota, Metazoa, Arthropoda, Insecta, Hymenoptera, Cephidae.
UUGACGUCAUAGAAACUGCCUUAAGCCUAUAGUGACAGGUAUGAGAAAUUUGUACGCUUCAUAGAAAGACUGGCCCUUGAUUUCCUUGGAAACACUUGAUUUUGGUACGCAGUGUAAUUCAUCGGCGAAAUUUCAUUUGGAUAUUUUAGAUUUGAAGAUGGCUCAGGAAGUAGAAGAAACUAUGAAACGCAUCCAAUCCCACAAGGGAGUGGUUGGAACAAUUGUCGUCAAUGCAGAAGGUAUUCCCAUAAAAUCAACCUUGGACAACACAACCACAGUCCAAUAUGCUGGAUUAAUCAGUCAGCUGUCAGACAAGGCACGCUCUGUCGUAAGGGAUUUGGAUCCUACAAAUGAUCUGACUUUCUUACGUAUACGUAGCAAGAAGCAUGAAGUGAUGGUUGCCCCGGAUAAAGAAUUUAUACUUAUUGUUGUUCAGAAUCCAGUCGAUUGAUGAAUCAAUCUUACAUACAAAGCAAUUAUAAUUUGUACAAUUUCCAAUGUCCUAAAUUAUUAUCUGAUAUUGAUUGCGCUCAGCACUUUAAUCUCUUUCCUCUCACAUGUUUAAUACGAUAAUGAAGUAUUGGAGCGCAGUGCUUUAUUAUUGAGCGAAUUAAUAAUACAUAUUUUACAGUUACUUUAAAUGUCUUUAACUGUCAAAUUGUGAAAGUUUCUUGUUUAUUCAUUUAUAUACAACUGUUCAAACUAUAAUAUUUAUUAUGCCUUGUACAUAAUACCACAUAUUGGAGAUGUAGAAGUAACUAUCUCGAAGGGAUAGUGUUUCAAGUGAUUAUUUUAUUCAAUGGUAUUAUGUUUUUUUGUUUCGUAUUUGUUUUAUUUAUAAAUAAUAUCAAAACACCGUUUUCUGUGAAAUGAUAUACAAAAAUAAAUAUAUUAAAAUCUA